Messenger RNA from Capra hircus (goat), 5380 nucleotides. It is a transcript of the gene DIXDC1, whose product is annotated as DIX domain containing 1. Gene Ontology annotation, molecular function: protein binding. The coding region runs from base 125 to 2176 and encodes 683 amino acids. Lineage: Eukaryota; Metazoa; Chordata; Mammalia; Artiodactyla; Bovidae. The transcript has 20 exons. Gene Ontology annotation, cellular component: cytosol. Gene Ontology annotation, biological process: canonical Wnt signaling pathway. The record is from RefSeq and is a predicted model, not a curated record.
CAGUAAGUGGCAUGCGGGACUCCGCAGACAUCCCAAUGAGCUGAGCCCAGAGGCUUUGUGUGCACCAGGAGGAGGAGGCAGCGGCCGCCGGCCGGAGACCCUGCCCAGGGGGCCGGCUGGAACAAUGCUAGCCUGCCUGACCCGGGGGAGCUUACUGGACGUCCUGCAGGAGGGCUUCAACGAGCAACAGCUGCAGGCGUACGUGGCCUGGGUGAAUGCGCAGCUGAAGAAGAGGCCAGCGGUGAAGCCAGUGCAGGACCUGCGACAAGAUCUCCGGGAUGGGGUGAUCCUGGCGUAUCUCAUUGAGAUUGUCGCAGGAGAAAAGCUGAGUGGGGUACAGCUGAGUCCCAGUAACCAACAAGAGAUGAAGAAUAAUGUGGAAAAAGUGUUACAGUUUGUAGCCUCCAAAAAGAUUCGUAUGCACCAGACUUCAGCUAAAGAUAUCGUGGAAGGCAACCUGAAGUCUAUCAUGAGGCUGGUCCUGGCCUUGGCAGCUCAUUUCAGACCUGGCUCCAGCAGGACAGUGAGCCAAGGACGGGAUGCCAGAGCCCCCCUGCAGACUCACCAGCCUCACUGUGCCACUGCUGUGGCCCAGGGCGCCGCCGCUGCUCUGGCCGAUGUGUGUCAUGACAUGUCGCGGUCUGGGCGGGAUGUCUUUCGAUACCGACAGAGGAACAGCAGCAUGGAUGAGGAUGUUGAGAAUCCAUGCUGGAGCGUGCGAGCCCUGGUGCAGCAGUAUGAAGGACAGCAGAGGUCCUCGUCUGAGUCCAGCUGCUCCAGCCUGACUUCCCCCAGUCCUAUCCACAGUGCAAAGAGCGAAUCCGUUAUAACCCAGUCGGAGGAGAGGGCAGAUUUCGUGAUUAUUCCCUCCGAAGGAGUAGAGAACAGAACAGAGGAGAUAGACUCUCCAUUACCCCGUGACUGGAGACCAGGCAGCCCCCGGACCUACCUGGAGACUUCAUGGGAAGAGCAGCUGUUGGAACAACAAGAACAUUUGGAAAAAGAAAUGGAGGAAGCCAAGAAAAUGAUAUCAGGAUUACAGGCCUUACUGCUCAACGGAUCCUUACCUGAAGAUGAACAGGAGAGGCCCUUGGCCCUCUGUGAACCAGGAGUCAAUCCCGAGGAACAGUUGAUUAUAAUCCAAAGUCGUCUGGAUCAGAGUAUAGAGGAGAAUCAAGACCUAAAGAAGGAGCUGCUGAAAUAUAAACAAGAAGCCAGAAACUUACAGGGGAUAAAGGAUGCCCUGCAGCAGAGGCUGACUCAGCAGGACACGUCUGUCCUUCAGCUCAAACAGGAACUACUGAGGGCAAAUAUGGACAAAGAUGAGCUGCACAACCAGAACGUGGAUCUGCAGAGGAAGCUAGAGGAGAGGAAUCGGCUCUUGGGAGAAUAUAAGAAGGAGCUGGGGCAGAAAGAUCGCCUCCUGCUGCAGAACCAGGCCAAGUUGGAAGAAGCACUUCGGCAACUGUCUGAGGCCAGUUACCAGCAGGUGGACCUGGAGCGAGAGCUGGAACACAAAGAUGUCCUUUUGGCUCACUGUAUGAAAAGAGAGGCAGACGAGGUGACCAGCUACAACAAUCACAGCUCUCAAAGCAAUGGUUUUCUCCUUCCAGCGGCAGGAAAAGGAGCCGCUUCAGUCGUUCACAGAGGGAGCAGCGACCUGCAGCUUGUGCGAGACGCCCUCCGCAGCCUGCGCAACAGCUUCAGUGGCCACGACCCUCAGCACCACACCAUCGACAGCCUGGAGCAGGGCAUCUCCAGCCUCAUGGAGCGCCUGCAUGCUGUGGAGACCCAGAGGAAGCAAGAAAGAAGGGUUCGGGGCAAGUCACCCAGAACUCAAGCAGGUAGUGAAUACCGGGAGUCCUGGCCCCCUAAUUCAAAGUUGCCUCACUCACAGAGUUCUCCAACUGUCAGCAGCGCCUGCACGAAAGUGCUCUAUUUCACUGACCGGUCACUCACACCCUUCAUGGUUAAUAUACCAAAGAGGCUGGGGGAGGUGACACUGAAGGAUUUUAAAGCGGCUAUUGACCGGGAAGGAAAUCAUCGGUAUCACUUCAAAGCACUGGAUCCCGAGUUUGGCACUGUCAAGGAAGAGGUUUUCCACGAUGAUGAUGCCAUUCCUGGAUGGGAAGGGAAAAUUGUGGCCUGGGUAGAAGAAGACCAUGGAGAAAAUUAAUGCUGAGUAUUAGAUUGGGGACUUGCAGAAGUUGGCACACCCUGGCUGCUUCACUCAGGAAAGAGGACUAAAACCAGAAUACACAGGAAGUUUGUGCUGCCAAAACAGAAGCUUCUCCAAGUGUGACAGCCAUGGGCCAGUCCUGUUUGUGUGCCUGGCAUGUGUGGCAGCUAAAAUCUCUGUCCAAAAGUAGACCAUGGGUUCUUCUGGAGUUCCUUGUCCGUGGGAACACACUGUUUUACUCUACUCUGCGGACAAAAAACCGAAGGCCUUAACCAACGGGGAUGGAUGAUCCCGCUCCUAUAUGGGGAUGGCUGCUAUUAUCUGGAACCCGGGAACUGGAUGCAUCACUCCUAUGUGUUACAGUAUUAUUUUCAUUUUAAUUGGCCUCAGUGGUUGCAGCAAUCAGGGUCCCAGCAUUUGUACUCACGGACAAGGUGGAGGUACCAGCUUUUUUGCUUCUUUGCAGCUAUUGCAAACCAAGAAUAACUCAAAAGGUGGUACCAAAGAUGAAAGCCCACUCUUCAGGAAUUUUUUUGGACUGGACGUGGAUGGUGCUGAAUUGUUAAUUGGAUUGAAAAAGGGCUGCCCAUAUUGUGCUGUACUAUGCUAAAACCAUAAUUAAGACCUUGGGCUGCCUCUUGCGUCUUAACUGAUUCUGCAACUUGUCCUUUAGCCCACAGAAGGCAUAUUUCAUGUACUGCUUGUUUUUCUCUGUGGACUCUCUAACUUUAGAGCCAUUCCCCCCUCUCCCGCCCCACCUUCUAACUGAUGAACUUUGUGUUUGAAAGGAAUAAGGAGUGAAAAUCUCCUUUCAAAUCCAGGCGGGUAUGGAAAGGUGCUGCUACCCAUAUCUUCUUGACUUUCUUUCUCUCAUGACUUUUCUUUAGCCCAUGGCAUCUCCUUUGCAGUCGAAAGGAAACAAACCAUUACUUUCAGUGUUUGUGAUUUAUAAGUACUGAGCAUGAAUUACUGGUCUGCCCCUCUUCGAUGUCAAGGCCAGAGUUAUUUUCUAUUAUAUAUUUAGUCUAGGCUGAUCCUUUAGGGCACAAUAGAAACCAUGGGGGCAUGAGAUGUGAAUGGCAGGGUUGAUUCUGGAUGAAAAAAACCAAGAAUCCUUUCUCAUGUGCAACACUGUCAAGUGUAGAAGCUAAAAGAGUUAAACUUUCAGAGAUUACUUAGUAUCUUGAGUUUUCUCAUUCAUUCAACCAAUCAGAUAUAUAUAUAUAUAGUCAGUAUAAAUAUAUACUAUAAAUAUAUAUGUAUAUAUCAGUCUCCAAAGCAGUCUGCCUGUGAUCACCAAUGUACACUGCCAAGCAGAAGAGUCAGACAGAUCUGGGUUCUUGACCUGUCUGUCUCAAGUUCAUCUCCCCUUUUCAGCCAUUUCAACAGACUACUUGUUGGAGCUCUGACAUGACAUUUUGUUGUUUUAUAUAGAUGCGUCUUUUAAAAAUAGUUCAUGUUUGGAGAAUUCUUUUGUACUCAUUUGCUUUUUGUCCAAGAACCAUGUCUAUUUUUAUAACUUGAGUGUGAGUUCUAUAUAUUCUUACAUUCUGUAUACUGUAUCCAUUUUCUAGGGAACCCAGUAGCUUUUAUACAGGCUCUUUCUUCUUACCAGCCCUUGUGGUUUCAGAACAAGCUUUAUUUUAUUACAGGUAUACUAAUGAUAACUCCUGUUCCAGUUCUACCAGCCAUUUUAGUUGUGGAGUUAGUUUUAUAGAACCUCUUUGAUGGCUCCUUUAGCUGACAGAAGGAACUCAAAAGAUACCUGAUGUCUUUCAUAUAAGUUUACCUGGUUUCCUCCUACUGAAGAAUGAUUUCUCAUAAGAAAUGACUGGGACAAUUUGGGAAAGUCAGUUAAAAGCAAGAAUAAUUCAUUACAAAAGCAGACAGAAGAAAACAGUAUAUUUGCCUUUUUUUUUUUCUUUUCUGCCCCCCAGGAAGUCUGGAGAAAAAGUCCUCCCAUCACCAGUUUCUCUGCUGCGUGAAUUUUAGUGUUUUGCUGUAAGACAGCAUGAGGGUUAUCAGACUAAAAUUUGUUAUUGUAUUUUCAGUACAAUUUAUCUUGAAUGUUAAAUCAGUUUUGUCAGUAUUCUUUCAGCAAACAUUCUUUCCAUUAUGUAAAUUUAAAUUUUCAGAAGAAAUUAAAUCAGAGCAAAUUUUCAGAGUCCUUUACCUUCUUUGUCUUUUAUCUCUGUGUCCUUUGGAAAAGAAGCUGCGUGGCCUUGGUUCCUCCACAGAAAGCUUAAGUUGAUUUCAUAGCUCAUUAACCUCAGAGGCCAUGGGUAAUAAUGAAGCACCCCCAUUACAGGAUGGCACGCCAGUAUGUUUUUGUAAAAUGUGUUGGUAAUCCUCAUUCUACUUUCUAAACAGGAGCCUAUUCUAGGAGUGUGCAUUGAUUCAUUCUGGUUUGAACAGUCUCCUAUUUGAUAUAUAGGAGACCUUUUGACUUAAGAGUAUUGCCCCCUGCUGGCAUUUGUGUGGGACAGUCCAUCCUGCUACCGCUGAAGUUCUUUGAGAAAACUAAAGAACUAGGAAUGUUUAGAGCUCAUGAAAUAAUCUCUAAACCCAAUUUAAAAAGUGACCCUGUCAUAAAAGCUAAGUUAAUAAAAAGUUCAUUUCCUUAAACAGUCUUCAUUUAAAAACUGAAGACUGUUCUCACUCAGUUAACUAAAGUAGCUGGAAUUGGAAAAUUUUACAAUUUCUACCUAAAGAAUUUAGGUUAAAUUUACUUGGUACUGACAUGGCUAUCCUACUAACUGACCAACUUCUCAGCUCUUUUUGACCAGGAUGGUUGUACGUUAAGGAAGUUAUCUUUAUGCCCUAUAUUCAAUCCAAGAGGACUCUAAUUACUUAAAACAUUUAGGUCAUAAUUAUAAUAAUUUUCAUUUCCCCCAUAAAAUAAGCAUUAUGAUUGCACACUUCUUCUAUUGUCUGAAUUUAUGUAAGAGGGUAUAGCUUGCUUAAAAUAUAUAUGUAAAGUUAUAUUUUCUUAGAAACAUGGAUGUUUGCAACCAUUGCUUUCGAAGAGAUUACUAUCAUGUAUUGUUUUACGUUUUCAUAAAGAUUGUGUUAUACCAGAGGCUUCUGAUUAUCAAAGUGAUAACCAGUUUUAACUGCCUGUAUGUACCAGAUUUGUGAACUAGUUUUUAAAAAAAAACGCAGAAACAAACUAUGAAUAAAAUGGAGUUUGCAAACUAAAUA